AGUUUGCUGGCGUACGUUUUCAGUCUGAAGUUGGUAAUAUGUAGUACAGGUGGUACAUAGAUUACACGUGGUUAAAAUAAAGUAGUUUAAAUAAUCAUUUAUCGUAUAAUUUUAUAUAUUCUGUUCCAGUGCAGUUAACUAAAAUAUUUAUAAAACUGUAUAUAAGACUAAUUACAAAUAAUGGAAACGUUAAAAGAACCUAUUGACCAACAAGCAAUGAUUUUUACCACAUAUGCAACAUACAUAUUUUGUACGAUUCUGUGGUUAUUUUGAGACAAAUACCAUUUGUUAAAGAUGAUGCAUGUUACCACUACUUCUUUAAGUUAUGAAUAAUAUAAAAAUUAUGCUGUAUGUGUGGUAUUAGUAUAGAACCUAAUCCAGCAAACACAUGUGUAGCAUGUUUACGAACACAAAUCGAUAUUACAGAAAAUGUUCCAAAACAAGCAACUAUUCAUUUUUGUAAGGGAUGCGAAAGAUACUUGCAACCACCCUCAGAAUGGAUUCAUGCAGCUUUAGAAUCUAGGGAGUUGUUAACAUUAUGCUUAAAAAAAUUAAAGAGUUUGAAUCGUUUAAAAUUAAUUGAUGCUGGAUUUGUAUGGACAGAACCUCAUUCUAUGAGAUUGAAGGUAAAACUAACAGUGCAAGCUGAAGUAAUGAAUGGUGCAGUUUUACAACAAGUAUUUAUUGUUGAAUAUACAGUAAAUCAUCAGAUGUGUGACGAUUGUCACAGAACUGAAGCAAAAGAUUAUUGGCGUGCUUUGGUUCAAGUUCGACAACGAGCAACAAAUAAAAAAACAUUUUAUUAUCUAGAACAGUUGAUUUUAAAAUAUAAAGCACAUGAACAAACUUUAGGAAUAAAACCUAUUCAUGAGGGGUUAGAUUUCUUCUUCGCAAAUGAAGCAGCUGCACGAAAAAUGGUUGAUUUCCUUUCAAGUGUAAUACCUUGUCGUUAUGAUCAUUCAAAAAAGCUAAUAUCACAUGAUAUUCAUAGCAAUAUAUACAAUUACAAAUUUACAUACAGUGUAGAGAUUGUUCCAAUAUCAAGAGACAGUGUAGUAUGUCUUUCAAAGAAAUUAAGUCAUCAACUUGGAGGAAUAAAUUCUAUUUGCUUAGUAUACAAAGUUUCAAACUCUAUACACUUAAUUGAUGUGUCUACAGGACAAAUUGCAGAAAUAAAUGCUACUCUUUAUUGGAGACACCCUUUUAAUAGUAUUUGUAAUCCAAAACAGUUAAUAGAAUACAUAGUCAUGGAUAUCGAACCAAUAAAAUUUAAGGACAGAAAAUUCUUCCCAGGACAGGGGAGCAUUUCCAGUAAGCACAUUAUUGCGGAUGUAUGGUUGGUUAGAAGUUGUGAUUUAGGAAUAAGUGAUAAUUCAAUCCAUACGCGUACUCAUCUUGGUCACAUAUUAAAGCCUGGAGACACUGUUUUAGGAUAUGCUCUCGGUGAAAGUAACAUUAACGAUGAAAAUUUCGAGUUAUUAAAUAAAGAUUUAGUACCAGAUAUAAUUUUAACAAAGAAGAGUUACUUGCAAGACAAAGCCGCACGUCGCAGAAUGAGAAUUUGGAAAUUGAAACAUAUGGUACAACAAGAUGAUAAUAGCAUGAUGACGGAUAAUAAUGACUACUACGAAUUUUUGGAAGAUAUUGAGGAAGAUCCAGAAAUGAGGCAAAACAUAAACAUUUUUAGAGAUAAGAAGAAAGUAAUUCCGGUGGAUACUAAUGAGUUGCCUGAUCUUAGCUGUCCACAAAUUACUCUUGAAGAGAUGCUUGAUGAUCUAGCGAUUGAUGAUGUUGAAAUACCACAUGUUUUGUAAUUACUAUUUUGAAUAAAAAUAUGAAAAUUGCA
This is a messenger RNA of Megachile rotundata (alfalfa leafcutting bee), 1846 nucleotides long. It is a transcript of the gene Nmd3, whose product is annotated as 60S ribosomal export protein NMD3. The record is from RefSeq and is a predicted model, not a curated record. Lineage: Eukaryota; Metazoa; Arthropoda; Insecta; Hymenoptera; Megachilidae. Gene Ontology annotation, biological process: ribosomal large subunit export from nucleus. Gene Ontology annotation, molecular function: ribosomal large subunit binding. Gene Ontology annotation, cellular component: nucleus; cytoplasm.